Messenger RNA from Anopheles moucheti, 464 nucleotides. RefSeq names its product migration and invasion enhancer 1. The record is from RefSeq and is a predicted model, not a curated record. NCBI's taxonomy places the organism in Eukaryota, Metazoa, Arthropoda, Insecta, Diptera, Culicidae. Gene Ontology annotation, biological process: negative regulation of apoptotic process; positive regulation of filopodium assembly. The coding region runs from base 77 to 391 and encodes 104 amino acids. The transcript is spliced from 2 exons.
GAAGAAGCAAACGUCGCUACACUGUUUGAACAUUCUACCGCAGAAGUAGUAUUGUGUACAGGAAAACAAAGUGAAAAUGACCGAUAGUGAAAAGUCGAAUCGAAGACCGCGUGUUGAUAUCGAAUAUUGUAAUGUGUGCAACUCAAAACCUCAGUGCCUGGAGUUGGCGAGCAUUAUACGUGAACAAAUCCCCGAAGCGGAUGUCGUGUGUCGGACGGGAAGGCGCGGUUCGUUCGAGGUGCAGAUCAACGAUACACUGGUACACUCGAAGCUGAGCUCGUUGGCUUUCCCACACUACGAGGAUGUGGUGCAGAACGUACGUAAUGCAAGGAACGGUCUGCCCGUAAACAAAGUGGCCGAACAACCGAUCACUGACUGUGUGGUACAGUAGAGAUUUUUUUAUAGAUAUUCUAGUCAUUACUCCUUUCCUUUUAGAUGUUUAUUAACUGAACCAACCUGAUCAC